Messenger RNA from Coccinella septempunctata (seven-spotted ladybird), 14350 nucleotides. RefSeq names its product dynein heavy chain, cytoplasmic (gene Dhc64C). Bases 186 to 14126 code for a protein of 4646 amino acids. Gene Ontology annotation, cellular component: dynein complex. The transcript is spliced from 37 exons. The record is from RefSeq and is a predicted model, not a curated record. Gene Ontology annotation, biological process: microtubule-based movement. NCBI's taxonomy places the organism in Eukaryota, Metazoa, Arthropoda, Insecta, Coleoptera, Coccinellidae. Gene Ontology annotation, molecular function: ATP binding; dynein light intermediate chain binding; dynein intermediate chain binding.
AUGAUGUCAUUAAUUAAUUAAAAGUUUCGGCAAGUGAUUUUUGAAGUGCCGUUAUUGAAAAGUGAACUGUAUUUUGAAAAACGUUAAAAAAUAUAAUUCUUGAUGAAAUUUUUGUUUGUCUGUCGUUUGAAUAUGUGUAUUUGAAUUAAUAGAUAUAUCUAUUGCGUAUGUCGUCUUAAAAAACAAUGGGAGAUUCCCUGGAAGCAAGUGAAUCUACUCCAGAGGCUCAAAAUGUAGCACUGGUAGAUUUCACUACAUUCAAAAAUUAUAUCAUAAAAGCGGCUACUGUUUUACUACCAGAAGAUGAUGGACAAGCUCAACCCAUUAAUUUAUUGGCAGCUCUUGAUGAUAAGAUCAACCAGGAAUGUAUCAGGAAGUUUAUAGGGGAUCCUUCUGUUUCAACAUUAUAUGUUCAAAGGAAUUCAUCAAAAGAUGAUGAUAAUGAUCAACCACCUGAAGGAGAGGAAGAGAAGGAGCCUGUUACUUAUUUCAUUAAUAAUGAGGUUCAUUAUACUAGCUCUAAGAUGUCCAGCCUAGUAAUCAUAAAACGAGGCAGUGUAAUAGAAGCGGACAAGAGCAUUAAAUCCCAACUCCGGAUAAUUAAUUUCAGUGAUGGAUCUCCAUAUGAAAUCUUACAUUCUUAUAUAAGUAAAACAGUUGCUCCUUUUUUUAAGUCCUAUGUUAAAGAGUCUGGUAGAGCUGAUAGGGAUGGGGACAAAAUGGCACCAUCCGUAGAAAAAACAAUAGCUGAAUUAGAAAUGGGUCUUUUGCACUUGCAACAGAAUAUUGAUAUACCAGAAAUAUCUCUACAGGUACAUCCAUAUGUUGCUCAAGUUAUCAAACAAUGUGCAGAUGAAGGAAGGAAGCCCAAAGUGGCUGAUUUUGGAGAAUUAUUUGAGGAUUCCAACUUUUUGAAUCAGUUGCAGAAUGGAGUUAAUAGAUGGAUUAAGGAAAUCCAAAAGGUUACAAAAUUAGAGAGGGAUCCAUCAUCUGGAACUGCUCUCCAAGAAAUCAGUUUCUGGUUGAAUUUGGAGAGAGCUCUUCACAGAAUUCAAGAAAAAAGGGAAAGCAUGGAAGUUAUUCUCACUCUUGAUAUUUUAAAACACGGAAAACGUUUCCAUGCCACUGUUUCAUUUGAUACAGACACUGGCCUCAAACAGGCCAUUGCUACUGUUAAUGAUUACAAUCCUUUGAUGAAAGAUUUUCCAAUUAAUGAUUUGCUAUCAGCAACAGAAUUGGAGCGGAUAAGAUCAGCAGUUCAACUGAUUUUUUCCCAUUUGAAAAAAAUACGUUCAACCAAGUACCCUAUAUUCAGAUGCCUGCGUUUGGUGGAAGCCAUUUCUAGAGAUUUAGGACAGCAGCUUUUGAAGGUUUUAGGUACUAGAAGACUUAUGCACAUUACUUUCGAAGAUUUCGAAAAGGUUAUGACGCAAUGCUUCGAAGUCUUUUCCAUCUGGGAGGAUGAGUAUGAGAAGUUGCAGGCUCUUCUAAGGGAUAUCGUAAAAAAGAAACGUGACGAGCAGUUGAAGAUGGUGUGGCGCAUCUCUGCACAGCACAAAAAGUUACAAACACGAAUGGAGCAUAUGAGAAAAUUCAGGAGACAGCACGAACAACUGAGAACUGUUAUUGUCAGGGUCCUUAGACCAAACAUUCACAAAAUGUCAGGUGAAACUGAAGAUGUUGAUAGUAACAAGGCAGCAUUUUCUCUUGAUGCAGCUGAUGCUAAUGCAAUUGAAGAAGUCAAUUUGGCUUAUGAAAAUGUGAAAGAAGUUGAUUGCCUAGAUAUAUCUAAAGAGGGUCAAGAUGCCUGGGAUGCUGCUGUUCAGAGAUACGAAGAGAGGAUAGAUAGGGUGGAAACUCGCAUAACAGCUCACCUGCGUGAUCAACUAGGGACAGCUAAGAAUGCCAAUGAAAUGUUCCGUAUUUUUUCAAGAUUCAAUGCUCUUUUUGUGAGACCCCAUAUCAGGGGAGCCAUUCGAGAAUAUCAAACUCAUCUCAUCCAGAGAGUAAAAGACGAUAUAGAAGCUUUACAUGAGAAAUUCAAGGUGCAAUAUCCUCAAAGCAAUAGUGCCAAAAUCAGUAAAGUUCGAGAUCUACCCCCUGUAGCAGGAUCUAUUAUAUGGGCGAAGCAGAUAGAUCAUCAGCUGACCACUUACCUCAGAAGAGUAGAAGAUGUGUUAGGAAAAGGCUGGGAAAAUCACAUUGAAGGUCAAAAACUGAAGGCUGACGGCGAUAGUUUUCGUUUAAAGCUAAAUACACAAGAGAUAUUCGAUGAUUGGGCAAGAAAUGUGCAACACAGAAAUUUGGGAGUGUCCGGUAGGAUUUUCACCACCGAAGCUGUGAGAUCGAGAAGUGGGAGGGGUAACGUUCUCAAGUUGAAAGUAAACUUCUUACCUGAAAUUAUAACACUGGCUAAGGAAGUGAGAAAUUUGAAGUGUCUUGGUUUCCGGGUCCCUCUGGCAAUUGUGAACAAGGCGCAUCAAGCGAAUCAGCUCUAUCCAUUUGCUAUAUCACUAAUCGAGAGUGUGCGCACUUAUGAGAUGACUCUGGAGAAGAUUGAAGAUAAGGCGAGUAUCAUUCCUCUAGUGGCCGGUAUGCGGAAAGAUGUACAAAACGUAAUAUCUGAAGGAAUCCAAUUGGUAUGGGAAAGUUAUAAGCUCGAUUCUUAUGUACAAAGGCUGUCAGAUCUUGUCGUCAGUUUCCAAGAAAGAGUAGAAGAACUCGUCAUUGUUGGAGAACAGUUAGAAGUCGACGUGCGAUCUCUUGAGACGUGUCCCUAUUCUGCUGCCACGUUUUCAGACAUUCUCGCGAAAAUUCAACACGCCGUCGAUGAUCUAUCGCUGAAGCAGUAUUCGAAUUUGCAUAUUUGGGUUAACAAACUAGAUGAGGAAGUUGAAAAAAAUUUAGCAAGACGCUUACAGGCUGGUAUUGAAGCUUGGACCGAGGCUCUUAGUGGCAAAAAGAAAGAAAUUGAUCUCAGCAUGGAUACUGAUGCCCCAGACAAACCGACUCAUAAGCCAGGUGGUGAUCCUCAGAUUCAAGUGGUUGUGCACGAAGUCAGAAUCACGAAUCAGACAAUGUACUUAUAUCCUAGCAUUGAAGAAGCAAGAUUCCAGAUAAUGCAGCAGCUUUUUGCGUGGCAAGCUAUUGUCACAUCCCAACAAAGAUUACAAAGCAGUCGAUAUCAAGUUGGUGUUGAUAAGCCAAGUACUCAAACAUACAGAAACAUUUUAACGAAGUUGCCACUUCUCUCAGCUCCGUUGGAAAAUGCUUAUACAGCUAUCGAAGCUAAAAUAUCGGAAAUAAGGAAUUACGUUAAUGAGUGGUUGACCUACCAAACUUUGUGGGAUCUGCAGGCAGAAAAAUUAUAUGGAAGCCUUGGUGAAGAUAUAAGCUUAUGGAUGGAAUGCUUGAAUGAUAUUAAGAAAACAAGAACAACCUUCGAUACAUCAGAUACCAGAAGAGAGUUUGGUCCUGUGGUAAUUGAUUUUGCCAAAGUUCAGAGCAAGGUUUCCCUCAAAUACGACUCUUGGCACAAAGAUACCCUUGGAAAAUUCGGAACUCUUCUAGGAAAUGCUAUGGCAUCAUUCCACACCAAUAUUUCUAAAUCUAGAAACGAUUUGGAACUCCAGAGUAUAGAAGCAGCAAGUACUUCAGAUGCAGUAACAUUCAUUACUUAUGUGCAGCAGCUGAAGAGGAAUAUGAAGGCAUGGGAAAAAGAAGUGGAAACAUACAGAGAAGGUCAAAGAAUCUUAGAGCGUCAAAGAUUCCAAUUCCCCACAAGCUGGUUGCAUGUAGAGAAUCUAGAAGGAGAAUGGGGAGCUUUCAACGAAAUCAUCAAGAGAAAAGAUUCUUCCAUACAAACACAAGUUGCUAGUUUACAACAAAAAAUAGUGGCUGAAGACAAAGCUGUUGAGACUCGUACUAAUGAUUUCCUAACCGACUGGGAGAAGAGCAAACCUGUAGAAGGUCAUCUGAAACCUGAUGAAGCAUUGACACAAUUGCAAUUGUUUGAGAGUAAAUAUGCUAGAUUGAAGGAAGAAAGGGACAAUGUUGCUAAAGCUAAAGAAGCACUUGAACUUCAAGAACUGGGUGGCGUUAGCACCAGCGAGGAUAAAAUGCAAGUUGUCUUUGAAGAACUGCAAGAUUUGAGAGGGGUAUGGUCUGAACUUUCCAAGAUAUGGAAUCAGAUAGAUGAAAUAAGAGAAAAACCAUGGUUGUCUGUACAACCAAGAAAAUUACGUCAACAACUAGACUCCAUGUCCACACAAUUGAAAGAAUUGCCAGCAAGAUUAAGGCAAUAUGCUUCGUAUGAAUAUGUGAAAAAGACGCUUCAGACUUACACCAAAGUGAACAUGAUGAUCACUGAGUUGAAAUCCGAUGCUUUGAAAGAAAGACACUGGAAACAGCUUAUGAAGCAACUUCGCGUUAACUGGGUGUUAUCUGAUUUAACUUUGGGGCAAGUUUGGGAUGUUAACUUGUUGAAAAACGAGAAUAUCGUUAAAGAUGUGAUUUUGAUUGCACAGGGAGAAAUGGCAUUGGAGGAAUUCUUGAAGCAAGUUCGAGAAUCUUGGCAAACCUAUGAAUUAGAUCUGAUAAAUUAUCAAAAUAAAUGCAAAUUAAUCAGAGGAUGGGACGAUUUAUUCAAUAAAGUGAAAGAGCACAUAAAUUCCGUUGCAGCCAUGAAACUUUCCCCAUAUUAUAAGGUAUUCGAAGAAGAAGCCCUAACUUGGGAAGAAAAAUUGAACAGAAUCAAUGCUUUAUUUGAUGUAUGGAUUGACGUGCAACGUCGCUGGGUAUACUUGGAAGGCAUAUUUUCCGGUAGCGCCGACAUCAAGACUCUCCUUCCAGUAGAGACCUCAAGGUUCCAGAGCAUUAGUUCAGAAUUCUUAGGAUUAAUGAAGAAAGUAGGUAAAUCUCCAAUGGUUAUGGACGUUCUCAAUAUACCAGGUGUUCAAAGAGCACUGGAACGUCUUGCAGAUUUACUAGGAAAAAUACAGAAAGCCCUUGGUGAAUAUCUCGAAAGAGAACGUACGUCCUUUCCAAGGUUUUAUUUUGUUGGAGAUGAGGAUCUACUGGAAAUCAUUGGUAACAGCAAAAAUAUCGCUAGGCUACAAAAGCACUUCAAAAAGAUGUUUGCUGGGGUCGCUUCUAUCAUAUUGAACGAAGAUAAUACUGUAAUUAAGGGCAUAGCUUCCAGAGAAGGAGAAGAAGUGUUAUUCUGCAAUCCUGUCUCAACAGUAGAUUACCCUAAAAUCAAUGAGUGGUUAACCCUUGUAGAAAAAGAAAUGAGGUUCACAUUAGCUUCAAGUUUAGCUAAUGCCGUUCAAGAUAUCAAACAGUUCAAAGAGGGAAUUGAUCCCAAUCUCUACAUGGAAUGGGUUGACAAAUACGAAGCUCAAAUUGUCGUUUUAGCAGCUCAGAUCCUUUGGAGUGAGGAUGUCGAGGGUGCUCUGGUUAAAAUGAAUGGUGAAAAACAAAAAGGACCUCUUGAAAAAGUUCUUCAACAAGUUGAGAGCACUCUGACAGUUUUGGCGGAUUCGGUUCUUCAGGAGCAACCCGCCCUUAGAAGGAAAAAAUUGGAGCAUUUAAUUAAUGAAUUCGUUCAUAAGAGAACUGUGAGCAGACGCCUUAUAGCCAAUGGCGUUUGCAGUAACAAGGCAUUCGAAUGGUUAUGCGAAAUGAGGUUCUACUUCGAUCCCAGACAGAGUGAAGUGUUGAAACAAUUAACUAUUCACAUGGCAAAUGCGAGAUUCUACUAUGGAUUUGAAUAUUUGGGGGUUCAAGAUAAAUUGGUUCAAACGCCUCUAACCGAUCGUUGUUAUCUCACAAUGACUCAGGCCUUAGAAGCAAGACUUGGUGGAUCACCAUUCGGUCCCGCUGGAACGGGUAAAACGGAGUCGGUGAAAGCACUAGGAAAUCAACUUGGACGAUUUGUUCUUGUAUUCAACUGUGACGAGACCUUUGAUUUCCAAGCUAUGGGAAGAAUUUUUGUGGGUCUCUGCCAAGUAGGAGCCUGGGGAUGUUUCGACGAAUUCAACAGAUUGGAGGAAAGAAUGUUAUCAGCGGUUUCUCAACAAAUACAAACUAUUCAAGAAGCUCUGAAAUCACAAAUGGAGAAGGAAAGAGCCAAGGGGGGUACUGCAUCAUUGUCAAGCAUAAAUGUGGAAUUGGUUGGAAAACAAGUCAAAGUAUCCCCAGAUAUGGCGAUCUUUAUAACAAUGAAUCCAGGGUAUGCUGGAAGAUCAAAUCUUCCAGACAACUUGAAAAAACUGUUCAGAUCUUUGGCCAUGACAACACCAGAUAGGCAACUUAUAGCUGAGGUUAUGUUAUUCUCGCAAGGUUUCAGAUCUGCUGAAAAACUUGCAUGCAAAAUCGUACCCUUCUUCAAAUUGUGCGACGAGCAGCUAUCUAACCAGUCCCAUUACGAUUUCGGCCUUCGAGCACUGAAAUCGGUGCUCAUUUCUGCUGGUAAUGUGAAGAGGGAUAGAAUCCAGCGUAUCAAGGAGGGAAUGGCGCAACGUGGCGAAACGAACAUAGACGAGGCCAGCAUUGCCGAAAAUCUUCCGGAACAAGAAAUCUUGAUCCAGUCGGUGUGCGAAACUAUGGUUCCCAAAUUGGUAGCUGAAGAUAUUCCGCUGCUAUUUAGUCUUCUGAAUGAUGUAUUCCCUAACGUUUUGUACACCAGAGCUGAAAUGAAGGGUCUCAAGGAUGAAAUUAAGAAAGUUUGUCAGGAAGAAUUCCUGGUAUGCGGGGAAGGUGACGAGCAAGGCUCUUUAUGGAUGGAAAAGGUUUUACAAUUAUAUCAAAUAUCCAACCUUAACCAUGGUUUGAUGAUGGUUGGUCCCAGUGGGUCAGGCAAGAGUAGCGCUUGGAGAGUACUACUUAAGGCACUGGAGAGGUUUGAGGGCACAGAAGGGGUGGCUCAUGUUAUAGAUCCAAAAGCUAUCAGCAAAGAAGCUCUUUAUGGUGUUUUAGAUCCAAACACAAGAGAAUGGACUGAUGGUCUGUUCACUCAUAUACUAAGGAAAAUAAUAGACAAUGUCAGAGGUGAGAUAAACAAGCGUCAAUGGAUUAUUUUCGAUGGAGAUGUAGAUCCCGAGUGGGUUGAAAAUCUCAAUUCAGUUCUUGAUGACAACAAACUGUUGACAUUGCCGAAUGGUGAACGUCUAUCUCUACCGCCCAAUGUCAGAAUAAUGUUCGAAGUGCAAGAUUUGAAAUAUGCCACCUUGGCGACUGUAUCACGUUGUGGUAUGGUUUGGUUCUCCGAAGAUGUAUUAUCUACCGAAAUGAUUUUCGAGAAUUAUAUACUAAGACUCAAAAAUAUUCCCCUGGAGGAAGGCGAAGAUGAUAGUUUUGGAAAAACUACAGAGAACAAGGAAGAUACGCUCUCACCCACCCUCCAGGUACAAAUAGAUGUUGCCAAUAUUCUACAACCCUACUUAGGGCCAGAUGGACUUGUAGUUAAAUGCCUUGAGUAUGCCAACACACAAGAACAUAUAAUGGACUUCACAAGACUAAGGGCAUUGAGUUCAUUAUUCUCCAUGUUAAAUCAAUGUGUCAGAAAUGUGCUGCAAUACAAUCAUCAGCAUGCAGAAUUUCCAAUGCCGAAUGAACAAAUUGAGAAAUAUAUCACAAAAUGUUUGAUAUACUCAAUAUUGUGGAGUUUUGCCGGAGAUGCUAAAUUGAAAGUUCGUUCGGAUCUUGGAGACUUCAUCAGAUCUGUUACUACAAUACCUCUGCCAGCUUCUACGAAUAAUAUAAUUGAUAAUGAAGUUAAUAUUGAUGGUGAAUGGGCACCAUGGUCAAAUAAAGUACCUCAGAUUGAAGUGGAGACUCAUAAAGUGGCAUCCCCUGAUGUUGUGGUGCCAACUCUGGAUACUGUGAGACAUGAAUCCUUACUGUAUACUUGGCUAGCAGAACAUAAGCCACUUGUACUUUGUGGUCCGCCUGGUUCUGGUAAAACAAUGACGCUAUUCUCCGCCUUGAGAGCCUUACCAGAUAUGGAAGUUGUUGGUCUCAACUUCUCCUCAGCAACCAGUCCAGAAUUAUUGUUGAAAACAUUCGAUCACUAUUGUGAAUAUCGUAAAACACCCAAUGGAGUUAUUUUAUCCCCUGUACAGCUUGGAAAAUGGUUGGUUCUUUUCUGUGAUGAAAUAAAUCUGCCAGAUAUGGAUCAGUACGGAACACAGAGAGUCAUAAUGUUCCUGCGACAAAUCGUUGAACAAAAGGGUUUCUAUAGAGCUUCAGACCAAACCUGGGUAUCCCUGGAACGUAUUCAAUUUGUCGGUGCUUGUAAUCCACCCACAGAUCCAGGGAGAAAGCCUUUGUCACACAGAUUCUUACGACAUGUUCCAGUUAUAUACGUAGACUACCCAGGAGAGACGUCACUCAAACAAAUUUAUGGCACUUUCACUAGGGCUAUGCUUAGAUUAACACCAGGUCUCAAGGGUUAUGCUGAACCAUUGACAAAUGCGAUGGUCGAAUUCUACUUGGCUUCCCAAGAUAGGUUCACACAAGAUAUGCAACCACAUUAUGUAUACUCCCCAAGAGAGAUGACAAGAUGGGUUAGAGGAAUAUGCGAGGCCAUAAGGCCACUGGACAAUUUAGCAGUUGAAGGUUUGGUGAGAUUAUGGGCUCAUGAAGCUCUACGUCUCUUCCAAGACCGAUUAGUUGAUGACACUGAAAGAAGGUGGACGAAUGAGAAUAUUGAUGCGGUAGCAUUGAAACACUUCCCUUCAGCUAACUGUGAAACAGCUUUAGAACGACCCAUUCUAUACAGCAACUGGUUAUCCAAAGAUUAUAUUCCUGUUGAUAGGGAAGAAUUGAGGGAAUAUGUGAAGGCCAGAUUGAAGGUGUUCUAUGAGGAACAAUUAGACGUUCCUUUGGUCCUGUUUGACGAAGUUUUAGACCACGUUUUGAGGAUUGAUAGGAUCUUUAGACAACCUCAAGGACAUUUACUUCUAAUUGGGGUGUCCGGUGCUGGAAAAACUACACUUUCACGAUUUGUGGCUUGGAUGAACGGUCUUUCUAUCUUCCAAAUCAAGGUACACAAUAAAUACACAGCAGAAGAUUUCGAUGAAGAUCUCAGGCAAGUAUUGAGAAGAAGUGGGUGCAAGGAUGAAAAAAUUGCAUUCAUUCUCGAUGAAUCCAAUAUGCUGGACUCCAGUUUCCUGGAGCGAAUGAACACUUUACUGGCCAAUGGAGAAGUUCCUGGUCUUUUCGAAGGAGACGAGUAUACAACCUUGAUGACACAAUGUAAAGAAGGAGCACAAAGAGAAGGUCUAAUGCUUGAUUCGAACGAUGAGUUAUACAAAUGGUUCACACAACAGGUCAUGAGGAACCUACAUGUAGUUUUCACAAUGAACCCAUCCACUGAUGGGUUGAAAGACAGAGCUGCGACAUCUCCCGCUCUUUUCAACAGAUGUGUCCUCAACUGGUUUGGGGAUUGGUCUGAUGGUGCCCUAUAUCAAGUUGGAAAAGAAUUCACAAAUAGACUCGAUUUGGACAGGCCCCAAUGGAAGGCUCCAGAUUUCUUCCCGGCUGCUUGUACCUUGAUAAGUGCUACCCCAUGCCACAGAGAAGCCGUUAUCAAUGCUUGUGUGUAUGUCCAUCAAACCUUACAUAAAGCUAACGCCCGUCUUGCAAAGAGGGGUAGUAGAACUAUGGCUAUCACUCCCAGACAUUAUUUGGACUUUAUUCACCAUUUUGUGAAAUUAUAUAAUGAAAAGCGUUCUGAUUUGGAAGAACAGCAACUUCAUUUGAAUGUUGGUCUCAGCAAGAUUGCUGAAACUGUUGAACAAGUAGAAGAGAUGCAGAAGAGUUUAGCAGUUAAAAAACAAGAACUCCAAGCCAAGAACGAUGCAGCUAACGCCAAGCUCAAGCAAAUGGUGAAAGAUCAGCAAGAAGCUGAGAAGAAAAAAGUUCAAAGUCAAGAAAUUCAACAGCAACUGGCUGUACAAACUGUUCAUAUUGAACAAAAACGUCAAGAAGUAAUGGCUGACUUAGCUCAAGUAGAACCAGCUGUCAUUGAUGCCCAAAACGCUGUAAAGGCAAUCAAAAAACAGCAGUUGGUCGAAAUCAGAACAAUGGCAAAUCCCCCAGCAGUGGUAAAAUUGGCUCUAGAAUCCAUUUGCUUGCUACUAGGAGAAAAUGCAAGUGACUGGAAAUCUAUAAGAGCCGUCAUCAUGCGUGACAAUUUCAUCAACACUGUUGUAAACAAUUUCAAUACAGAGGAUAUUAGCGAUGACGUCAGAGAAAAAAUGAAGAGCAAAUAUCUGAACAACCCAGAUUACAAUUUCGAGAAAGUCAACCAUGCAAGUAAUGCAUGCGGUCCUUUAGUUAAAUGGGCUAUGGCGCAAAUUCUCUAUGCUGAUAUGCUCAAGAAAGUUGAGCCACUCAGAUUAGAAUUGAGCUCCUUGGAGCGACAAGCGGAAACUAACAAAAACAGAGGUGAAGAAGUUAAAAAUUUGAUCAGUCAGUUGGAACAAAGUAUUGCUGCGUAUAAGGAAGAAUAUGCUCAGCUUAUCGCACAGGCUCAGGCUAUAAAGACCGAUUUGGGCAAUGUACAAGCCAAAGUGGACCGAUCUAUAGCUUUAUUAGCGUCUUUGGUGAUCGAGAGGCAAAGGUGGGAAGCCUCCAGCGAAACUUUCAAGUCCCAAAUGUCAACCAUCAUUGGGGAUGUACUGUUAUCGUCUGCCUUCAUCGCAUAUGGUGGUUACUUCGAUCAGCAUUAUCGUCAGAAUCUCUUCAGUACUUGGUGCCAACAUUUGGCUCUGGCCAAUAUACAGUUCAGACCAGAUAUAGCAAGGACAGAAUAUCUUUCGAAUCCAGAUGAAAGGCUUCGUUGGCAAGCCAAUGCCUUACCUACGGAUGAUUUAUGUACAGAAAAUGCCAUUAUGUUGAAGAGAUAUAACAGAUAUCCUCUCAUCAUAGAUCCAUCUGGCCAGGCAACGGAAUACAUAAUGAACGAAUUCAAAGAUAAGAAAAUUACAAAGACCAGUUUCUUGGAUGAUUCCUUCCGAAAGAACUUGGAAUCGGCACUGCGUUUCGGUAAUCCGCUAUUGGUGCAAGAUGUAGAAAAUUAUGAUCCAAUACUGAAUCCUGUAUUGAACAGAGAACUGAGAAGAACUGGUGGUCGAGUUUUGAUCACUUUGGGCGACCAGGAUAUCGACUUGUCGCCAUCCUUUGUUAUUUUCCUUUCAACCAGAGAUCCAACUGUUGAAUUCCCUCCGGAUAUAUGUUCGAGAGUGACCUUCGUGAAUUUCACGGUAACAAGGAGCUCUCUACAGAGCCAAUGUUUGAACCAAGUACUCAAGGCGGAACGUCCAGAUAUAGAUGCCAAGAGAUCAGAUCUCCUCAAAUUACAAGGAGAAUUCCAUCUUCGACUGAGACAACUCGAAAAAUCUCUACUGCAAGCAUUGAACGAUGCUAAAGGAAAGAUUUUGGACGACGACAGCGUCAUAACAACUCUGGAAACUCUGAAACAAGAAGCGGCUGAGAUUGGACAGAAGGUCGAGGAAACCGAUAAAGUCAUAUCUGAAAUUGAAACUGUGUCCCAGCAAUAUCUACCUUUAUCUCAGGCGUGCAGUAACACUUACUUCACUAUGGAUAGUCUUAACCAGGUUCAUUUCCUGUAUCAGUACUCUCUACAUAUGUUCUUGGAUAUGUUCAGCAGUGUGCUACUGAGCAAUCCUCAUCUGGAAGGCAUAUCUGAGUAUCAAGCAAGGUUGAAUAUUAUCACCAAGGAUUUAUUCACGGUUUGCUAUGAAAGAGUUGCAAGAGGAAUGUUGCAUAAUGACAGACUAACAUUCGCCAUUUUGUUAUGUCGUAUACAUCUAAAAGGAACAUCUGAACCUAGUCUAGAUCAAGAAUUCGAUUUCUUCUUACGUGGAAAGGAGGGAGUUUUCAACACUUCUUCUGGGCCAACAUUAGAUGGCUUAAACAGUGAACAGCAAGAGGCAAUGACAAGACUUGCUUCAAGGUUGCCAGCAUUCAAGAAAUUGCCCGAAAAGAUCGAAGAAAUGCCCGAAUUCAGCGCAUGGCUGCAACAGAGCACACCAGAGCAGUGUGUCCCCGGUCUAUGGAUAGAAGAAAGACAGAUGAGUCCAGUUAGUUUGGCCAUGUAUCAACUUUUGGCAAUUCAAACCUUCAGACCUGAUAGAGUUAUCGCGGCAGGACAACUCUUCGUGAGCGCAGUUUUAGGAGAAGACUUCAUGCCAAACGCAGAAAAGGAACUCGAUCUCAGUACUUGUAUCGAUAAAGAAGUCAGAGCUGGUGUACCAGUACUCCUGUGCUCUGUGCCCGGUUUCGAUGCCUCUGGUCGCGUGGACGAUCUGGCAGCAGAGUUGAACAAACAAAUCUCAAGUAUCGCAAUUGGUUCAGCAGAAGGAUUCAACCAGGCAGAUCGGGCUAUAAAUAUGGCUUGCAAAACUGGAAGGUGGGUUAUGUUGAAGAACGUACACUUGGCCCCACAAUGGUUGGUGCAGCUAGAAAAGAAACUGCAUUCCCAACAACCUCACACUAACUUCCGGUUAUUCCUUACUAUGGAAAUAAAUCCAAAAUUACCAGUCAACUUACUGAGAGCUGGUAGAAUAUUAGUCUGUGAACCGCCACCUGGUAUAAGAGCUAAUCUUCUGAGGACAUUCAGCUUUGUUCCUGCUAGCAGAAUGAUGAAAGCACCAAAUGAAAGAGCUAGGCUUUAUUUCUUAUUGGCUUGGUUCCAUGCAAUUGUUCAAGAACGUCUAAGAUAUUGCCCCCUAGGUUGGGCUAAACACUAUGAAUUCAACGAAUCUGACUUGAGAGUUGCCUGUGAUACUUUAGACACUUGGAUUGAAGCGACAGCAAUGGGUCGUACCAAUUUACCACCUGAGAAGGUUCCUUGGGACGCAUUAGUGACCUUACUGUCCCAAUCAAUUUAUGGAGGAAAGAUCGAUAAUGAUUUUGAUCAAAGACUUCUUCAAUCAUUCUUGAAGAAACUCUUCACCCCCAAGAGUUUCGAAUCAGACUUUGCUCUUGUAGCCAACAUCGAUAAUGGACCUGGUGGAAACCGCCACAUAACUAUGCCUGAUGGUACCAGAAGAGAUCAUUUCCUUAAAUGGAUUGAAAGUUUGUCAGACCGUCAAACGCCAGCUUGGUUGGGUCUACCGAAUAACGCCGAAAAAGUUUUAUUAACGACUAGGGGAACAGAUCUGAUAAGUAAACUUCUCAAGAUGCAGCAGUUGGAAGACGACGACGAAUUAGCGUACUCGGUUGACGAUAGCUCCAGCACUGAUGUCGCGCAGAUCGAUGGUAGACCGUCUUGGAUGAAGACCUUACAUAAUUCUGGAAACACUUGGCUACAACUCAUGCCCAAAACAUUGCAAACUCUGAGACGAACUGUUGAGAACAUCAAAGAUCCCUUGUAUAGGUUCUUCGAGAGGGAAGUUAACUCAGCGUCAAAAUUAUUAGAGGAUGUCAUACAUGAUUUGAAUGAUGUUGUCUUGAUCUGUCAGGGUGAGAAAAAACAAACAAAUUAUCAUAGAAAAAUGUUGAGCGAAUUGGUUCGUGGUAUCAUUCCAACAAAUUGGUGUCGUUACACUGUACCAAAAGGUUGUACUGUUAUCCAGUGGAUUACUGAUUUCAGUCAAAGGGUGAAACAACUGCAGCAGGUAUCUGAAUUAGUUUCAUCAUGUGGAGCCAAAGAAUUACAGAGCUUCCCUGUUUGGCUUGGAGGAUUGCUGAAUCCCGAGGCAUACAUAACAGCUACGAGACAGUGUGUAGCUCAAGCAAAUAGUUGGUCUCUAGAAGAGUUGCAUUUGGAUGUAACGAUUACUGAUUCCCACGAUAAAUCUACUAUUCCACAUGACUGCUUUGCAGUUACAGGUAUUAAACUCCAAGGGGCUCAGUGCCGCAACAAUCAAUUACUGCUUACUUCAAGUAUAAUGAUUGAGCUCCCAAUAACACUACUCCGUUGGACAAAAAGUAACGAGGAUAGGCAAGGCAGCCGUUUAUCCUUACCAAUUUAUCUUAAUUCUACACGUACUGAAUUGCUUUAUACCGUUGAUCUUAAUAUUGCACCAGGGCAAGAGCCUCAUAGUUUCUACGAGAGAGGUGUUGCUUUACUUACUUCUACUGCACUAAACUAAUAGUCCCAAAAAGUUACGCUUUAAGUAUUAAUAAUAAUUAUUGUUAUUACCUUUAUUUAUUCAAUUAUAUCCGUAAAAAUUAUUUAACAUUGAAAUAAUAUUUCAAGGAAUUAAUUGCACUCCAUGUUAAGGUAUUGAUACCGAGUGAUAUUAAAUUUCCAGAUUAGGACUUUCCUACUAUUAUUUUAUUAUUAUAUUUAUCCAAUAAAAGGAAUUAUUUCUCA